Python bivittatus (Burmese python) is the source of this 1586-nucleotide messenger RNA. RefSeq names its product phospholipase A2 group IB (gene PLA2G1B). Gene Ontology annotation, molecular function: calcium ion binding; phospholipid binding; signaling receptor binding. Lineage: Eukaryota; Metazoa; Chordata; Lepidosauria; Squamata; Pythonidae. Gene Ontology annotation, biological process: positive regulation of fibroblast proliferation; arachidonate secretion; fatty acid biosynthetic process. The record is from RefSeq and is a predicted model, not a curated record.
UAAAGUUGACCAGGUUGAGAAACACUGAGAUCGAGUAAUGGGUUGAAGUUACAGGAAGGCCAAUGGCAGGGAUCACUUCCAUUCAAAGGAAGUUUAUAAGCUCCCCUGGGCUGGAGGUGUUCGAACAGACUGGACGCCCAUCUGCCUGGAAUGUCUGAAUCCAGAUUCCUGCACAGCGCAGGGGUUAGACUAGAUGUCUUCAACGCUCCCCUCCAAUUCUCUCGAUCCUGAAAACAGCUACAGGUGGAGAAUUCAAUGCGGGGCCAUUUCAGGGCUUUCCCUGGAGCAUCGAAAGCUUCUUAGGUAUUUAUCAAGUGCCGACUUUGAGAUCUGGAUCAGGGCCAGCGUUGAAAAAAAGCAGAACUUUGAAAUCAUCCCCCACUAUCUAAUCAGGAAAUCACACAAAGGGACAGAGAUGGCAGGUCAUCUGCUUCUCUGGCACAUUCCCAGCGUUUUAUGGCCCUCUGUCAAUCUGCAAUUCCAUUUUAAGCUGGAGUGCGUUGGGGACCUCAUGGCUGCAUCACCCCCUUUUUCAGGGGGGGAAUUAUUUUUUAGUUCCCCCUCCUGCACAUACACCCCUCAGACCCCCUUUCCUCUUGGGCUACUUCCCCAAUGAAUUUCUCCAAUGCAGGGUUUCUCAACCUUGGCCCCUCUAAGAUGGCUGGGCUUCAGCUCCCAGAAUUUCCCAGCCAGCUUGCUCUGUCCACAAACUGGAUGGAAACUGGCCCAUUUGCAAACGGCCUUGGUUUAUCUCAAGGCUCCUUCCUGAAAGAUGAGUGGUGCUGAUGGAAGAAUGAAAGCAUCAAUCUCUUAUCUCCAAUCACAGCUGGGGCCAAGGUUAUGACCACACUAUAAAGGAGUUGAACUUUCUGGGUCUCAAAACUCUUUCUGCUGCAGCUUGACAGCCGACAAAAUGACUUUUGCUCACCGCCUGGUCCUGGCAGCGGUUUGUGUCUCCUUUUUAGCGGCCUCCACCAUUCCUCCCGUCCCCCGCAACCUGUUACAGUUCCACAACAUGAUCAAGUGCGCGAUCCCCAGCAGUAACCCCGUGCUGGAUUUUGCGGACUACGGUUGCUACUGUGGUUUCGGGGGCAGUGGGACACCGGUAGACGACUUGGACAGGUGCUGUCAGAUUCAUGAUCACUGCUACGCUCAGUCCAAGCAACAUCCUGCCUGCAGAUUCCUCGUGGACAACCCUUACACCAAGACCUACUCGUACAGCUGUUCUGGAGGCAAUAUCACUUGCACUGAUGACGAGGAUGAGUGCGCUGCGUUUAUUUGCAACUGCGACCGCACUGCGGCCAUCUGCUUCGCUCGGGCACCCUACAACGAGGAAUACAGGAAACUGGACACCAAGUACUGCAAAUGAUGUUCGGGCGAUGUCAGCACAAGGCACCCUUGGUGUGUGACGAUUCUCUGGACAGGACCUCGCGUGGCCCCCUGUGGAACAGAGAGGUCAGAAACUGCACCGGGAGAAAGAAUUUUAUUUUUUUAAUACCAACGGAGUUGUUUCCUGAACAGUAAAGCAAGGCAUCGAUGAUUCGCUGUUCUAUUUUCUUCCCAUAAAUAAAGAAAACAUUUUUGAC